Molecule: messenger RNA, 1115 nt
Organism: Xiphophorus couchianus (Monterrey platyfish)
Lineage: Eukaryota; Metazoa; Chordata; Actinopteri; Cyprinodontiformes; Poeciliidae
Gene: clec3bb
Product: C-type lectin domain family 3, member Bb
Exons: 3
Coding region: 78-677 (199 amino acids)
Biological process (GO): ossification; bone mineralization
Source: RefSeq, a predicted model, not a curated record
AGGGAUAAAUGGGAGGGUGUGAGGGAGACGGAUAAAUGUGAACGUCCACGUCGGAGCCACAUUCAACAGGUUCCAGGAUGGAGUUCAGAGGAUUUUCUGUUCUGCUGGGCGUCUUGCUGCUCAUCCACUGCUCACUGCAGCAGACUGCAACCAGGAAGAAGCCGGUGAAGAAAGAUACAUUGCGGGAUUCUGCUGUGGUGGAGCUGCAGAAACAGAUUGAGGAAAUCGUUCAGGAUCUCAACCUGCUGAAGGAAAAACAAGCUCUGCAAACAGUUUGUUUAAAAGGUGAAAAGAUCCAUGGGAAAUGUUUCUUGGCCGACCCUCUGAAGAAGCGCUACCACACUGCCAGUGAAGACUGCAACUCUCUGGGCGGCGUUCUGGCUACUCCCGCCUCCAGCGAGGAGAACCACCGGCUCCGGGACUACAUCCGUCAGAGCGUCGGCCCGGACAGGGAGGUCUGGCUCGGCGUCAACGACAUGACCACCGAGGGCCAGUGGAUGGACCAAACUGGCUCCAGCAUCACGUACAAAAACUGGGACACGUCCAACUUCAGGUCUCCACAGCCAGAUGGCGGCAAGUCGCAGAACUGCGUUGCCAUGACGUUGACCGACGGGAAGUGGCUCGAUGAGAACUGCCGCGAAGAAAAGCCCUCAGUCUGCGAGUUCAACAUAGUUUGAACCAGAGGUGGAAAGUAAGAAAGUAAAAGUACUCAGUUAUUGUACUUACGUAGAUUUUCAGAUACUUGAGUACUUAUCUUACUGUUACGCCCUACAUUUUAAGAGAAAUAUCUGUACUUUCUGCUCUUUAUAUUUUCACAUAUGAUGAAAAAAUAAUGACGAAAGAAAUCCACCAUUCGCACAAAAAGUGUUAUAGCGUCGGUAUUUCACUAAUUAGUUAGACGCAACCAAAGUGAAGAAGAAGAACACGAGAAAAACAACAUGGAUGGAGGCUUUAAUCCAGGAGUGUCCAAAUUGUGAUUUUGUGCGGCCCUUGGCAGCUCAAAGUUGCAGUGAAAUAUUCACUGCCUUUCAAAAAUACGUAGGAAGUCUUCUAGAUAUGCAAGGUACAAAACAAAUACUAAUUUAAUUAGGUUUCACAGCAAACAUUACCACAAA